CCAGAGCGCGCGCACGGGAGACGCGCUCAUUAAAACCUACAAUCAUCGGUCCCUCACAGCUCAUUUAACCAGUCUGCCUCCUCUCGAAGAGCUUCACCGUCAUUCACUGUUAAAGUCCGCUCGCCAGAGAACCUUUGACGCGUCGGGAGAGUUUGGAUAAAUGGGUCCCUUCUGUAUUGUGCUUUUCUCUUUGUGCGGGGUCCUGCAGGCACAAGAGGCCAACGAUUCGAUCUCGCUGGACGACUGCUGUAAAGAUGGCAAGGAGAGAGGCCAAGAGCCGCAGGACUGCACGAGUCUUCCACUCAUCUCAGAAUCCACAACCUGCAGGAUAGCCCAAGAACAGUGUUGUGCUGCGGUACUUGAAGACAACACCUGUACCAACGGCAUCAACAUGGCGAAAGACCAGGGAAGCUGCCACGCCCUCUUGUCCAGCAGUACAUGUGAAACGAAGACGGCGAAGAUGUGCUGCGAGUGUUGUUUGCUUGGCCGGGCGGCCCAGGAACGGGGUCUGUCAUGUGACCUCAGUCUCCCCGUGGGGUAUCAGUGUGGUCUGGUUUCCCGAGCAUGCUGCGUGGACCGCUCGCCGGACAGUGACGGAAAGUAUACACAAGAUCCAAAUUCACAUGGUGCAAUAUCGAUUGCAGAGGACCAGUGCAAAGCUGCCAGAUGUGCUCAUCGAUGUGUCGGUAACGGCACAUGCGCUUGUUCUGAGGGACACAAGUUGAAAGCCGAUGGAAAAACCUGUGAAGACAUUAACGAGUGUUUGUUGGGGUCUCAUCACUGUCGUACUGGUGAACGUUGUAUCAACACAAUGGGCUCGUAUCGUUGUCAGCGAGAGGUCAGCUGUGGCACGGGUUACGAACUCACGGACAACAACAAGUGUGAAGAUAUUGAUGAAUGUGAGAUGGGCACACACAACUGCGCUCUUGAACUCCAGUGUCAGAAUACUGCCGGGUCGUUCCGAUGCCGCCCCAAAGUGCAGUGCAGCGCAGGAUUCAUACAGGACGCGCUUGGGAGCUGCAUCGAUAUAAACGAGUGUUUAAGUGUAACCGGACCAUGUCAACCGGGUCAGAUGUGUUUUAAUACAGUCGGAUCGUACACAUGCCAGAGAAACACGGUUAACUGUGGCCGUGGAUAUCACCUGAAUGCAGAGGGAACUCGCUGCAUUGAUAUUGACGAGUGUGCUGGACCUGAUAAUGCCUGCGAUGGUCAUGGCUGCAUUAAUCUGGUGGGCUCAUACCGCUGCGAAUGCCGAUCCGGUUACACCUUCAAUAGCAUCGGCAGAGUCUGUGAAGAUGUCAAUGAAUGCAGGAAUUAUCCUGGACGUCUAUGUGCUCAUAAGUGUGAGAAUGUCCUGGGAUCCUACAAAUGCAGCUGUACAACUGGCUUCAAGCUAGCCAGUGAUGGGAGAAACUGUGAAGAUCUCAAUGAAUGCGAGUCGAAUCCCUGCAGUCAGGAGUGUGCAAACGUGUAUGGAUCCUACCAGUGUUACUGUCGCCGUGGUUACCAGCUAAGUGAUGUGGAUGGAACCACUUGUGAGGAUAUUGAUGAGUGUGCUCUGCCCACUGGUGGACACAUCUGCUCUUACCGAUGUCACAACACACCGGGAAGCUUCCAAUGCACGUGUCCGAUGACAGGAUACACUCUCACCCCCAAUGGACGCAGCUGCCAGGAUAUCGAUGAGUGUGUAACCGGCACACACACCUGUACGGAGUCCGAGAGCUGUUUCAAUGUUCAGGGUGGAUUCCGGUGCCUGAAAUUCGACUGCCCGGCCAACUACAGACGCUCCGGAGAAACCAGGCCAAGGGUCGACCGUGCGGAUAUCAUUCGUUGUGUGAAGUCCUGCCAACCCAAUGACAUUUCUUGCGUACUCAAUCCCAUCCACUCCACUUCCCACACGGCCAUCUCGCUCCCCACCUUCAGAGAAUUCACCAAACCAGAAGAAAUCGUAUUCCUGAGAUCCACGACUCCUUCACACUUCCCUCACAUGGACUCCCAAGAGAUCGUCUACGACAUUCUAGAAGGAAACACCCAGAACUCCUUCGACAUCGUCAAGCGUCUCGAUCAUGGCAUGAUCGUGGGUGUGGUGAGACAGGUGAAGCCGUUGGUCGGUCCUUUGAGCACCAUACUGAAGUUGGCAUUGAACUACGUCACAAACGGGGUCGUUUCUCACCGGAACAUCAUCAACGUUCACAUCUAUGUGUCUGAAUUCUGGUUUUAAAAAUGUCCCCAUCAGACUUUCUGUUUUAAUAUUUUAGGUGUCCAUUUAUGAAAGUAUCAAUUCACCUUGGAGUCCCCCAAAACAUGUUCUAGCAAUGUUCUGAAUGAUUGCAAAAGAAAGAAAAUGUAAAUCCUGUACAGCCUGACAAACAGAUACAAUUCAUACCAAUUUAGACAAACUAAUUGAAACAUAAAGGAAUAAUGCACACACAAAUUCAAAUUUAGCUUAUAUUUACAUUUAUGCAUUUGGCAGACGCUUUUCUCCAAAGCGAAUUACAGUGCACUUAUUACAGGGACAAUCCCCCCGGAGCAACCUGGAGUUAAGUGUCUUACUCAAGGACACAAUGGUGGUGGCUGUGCGGAUCGAACCAGCAACCUUCUGAUUACCAGUUAUGUGCUUUAGCCCACUACGCCACCACCACUUACCCACAUAUUGUUCCAAACCCAUGACCUAUACAGUACAUGUAACUAUAUUUCAUUUAUGCAUUUGGAAGACACAUUUAUCGAAAGCAAUGCAUUCAAGGUAUAUAUAUAUAUAUUAAUCAGGUUGUAGACAAUAUAUAUAUAUAUAUAUAUACACACAAUGGCAGCCAAAAGUUUGGAAUAAUGUACAGAUUUUGCUGUUUCGGAUGGAAAUUGGUAAAUUAAUUCACCAAAGUGGCAUUCAACUGAUCACAAAGUAUAGUCAGGACAUUACUGAUGUAAAACAGCACCAUCACUGUUUGAAAAAGUAACCUUAUCCUUGAGUAAUCGUGCUAAAUUGAUCAUUUGAUACUAGAAAAUCACUUGCCAUUAUAUCAAACACAGUUGAAAGAUAUUUGGUUCAUUAAAUGAAGCUUAACGUUGUCUUUGUGUUUGUUUUUGAGUUGCCACAGUAUGCAAUAGACUGGCAUGUCUUAAGGUCAAUAUUAGCUCAAAAAUGGCAAAGAAAUAAACAGAUUUCUGUAGAAACUCAUCAGUCAAUCAUUGGUUUGAGGAAUGAAGGUGAUACAAUGCUUGAAAUUGCCAAAAAACUGCAGAUUUCAUCCAAAGGUGUAACUACAGUCUUCAAAGACAAAGCACAACUGUCUCUAACAAGGACAGAAAGAGAUGUGUAAGACCAGAUGUGCAACUAAACAAGAGGAUAAGUACAUCAGAGUCUCUAGUUUGAGAAAUAGACGCUUCACAUGUCCUCCGCUGACAGCUUCAUUGAAUUCUACCCGCUCAACCCCAGUUUCAUGUUCAACAUUAAAGAGAAGACUCAGGAGGACUUAUGGGAAGAAUUGCAAAGAAAAAGACACUUUUGAAACCGAAAAACAAAAAGAAAAGUUUAGAGUGGGCAAAGAAACACAGACAUUGGACAACAGAUAAUUGGAAAAGAGUGUUACGGAUCUUCACCCCAUUGAGCUUUUCUGGGAUCAGCUGGAUCAGGGGUCGGGAACGUUUUUCACUAAGGAGACACAUUUAAAAUUUUUGGUUGAUGCAUUUUUUUCAAAAGAGCCAAAAAUAAUUGACAAUUUUCUAAAACAAAGUUUUUCAAUAAAAUACGAUGUUUAUUAUGCCCAUAGACUACUCAAAAACAAACAAAUAUGCAAACAUUAAUAGGUAACAUGUUGCAAUAUGGAUUUGAGUACACGUGUUUGUGCGGGUCUCCAUGAAAUUACUUAUUUUACAAUUGUUCAUUAAAUGCAAACUGCAAAAAUACAAACUCACAGCACCUCACGAGAUGAUCGGAGAUCAUGUGCAGCAUUCUCAUAGACGACAUUAUUCUCGCAAACAGUUUUCAGUCGAAUGAAACAGCGAAUCAGACACGAGCAUUGACGACUUUUCUUUUGUCUGUUCUUAAAAAUAUAAUAAAGAGCGUUUCUUCAAGCACGUGUCUUUUUGACUAACAGCAUUUCUUGUCAUGUGUCACUCCGAGACGUCUUACAGUUUUCCCGCCCGUUGCAGUUGUGAGUAAAAUUACUCACGCAUAAAAUACCUGCAUUUGAAUGAGGAGCUCGCGAACUGGAUUGAGGCUUGUCGCAUUUUGAGGGUGGCGGGUGCAUUUCACACCCUGGGCGCACAUAAAAAAAUAACAAAAACCUUCGUAAAAUCACAGCAUUUGUAAAAAAACAGCUAAGAUUAGUAGUUAUUGGGUAAUGAGGUUCAGAACUCUAUGCGCUUUCAUUGCACUCGUGAACAGCAGAACGUAAUGUGCACACAUAUCAAAUCAGACGUGCAUCGGCGGCUUUUCUUUCAUCUGUUCUUCAAAAUAUAAUCACACAUAUUUCAUCAUAUGCGCGUCUUUGUGUCUAAUUUCUUGUCAUGUCACUCCGAGAAGUCUUAAAGGUGGCCUUCCACAGUGGUGGUACAUCAGCAAAAUACUCUGCAUGAAAAAUCGAACAAACCUUGUUCACCAGGAGUAGGCUGUACUACAAAUUUGGGAGAAAGGAAAUCAAAACAGCGUCAUUGACUUCAGGCUUUGCAAUCGGUGCGAUUGCAAAGCCUGAAGUCAAUGACGCUGUUUUGAUUUCACACUUUCUGUUGGAAAAUGAUCUCUAGAAAGUUUUAAACGAUCAUGUGUUGGUGACUGGUGAGACACCUGGCGAGCCACUUGUAGCUUACAAGACCCCUGAGCUAGAAUGUAAGGUGCCCGACAAGACAGACACAUCUAUGGCAAGUGCUACAGGAAGCGUGGGGUCAAAGGUCACCUCAGUGUCUGGACAAACCGACAGCUUGAAUAACAAGGAUCUGCAAAGCGGUCAUUGCUGCACAUGGAGGAUUUAUUGAUGAAAAACUCUUUGAAGUAGUUACAGAAGUUCUGAACAUGUUUUUCAAAUUGUAAUAGUAAUUUAUCACGUUAUUAAUGUCCUGAUUAUACAUUGUGAUCAGUUGAAUGCAACUUUAGUAACUUUUAGCUGCCCAUGUGUGUGUGUGUGUGUGUGUAUAUAUAUAUAUAUAUAUUGGGUUCACCGAUAAUUGAUUUUUGGAACUAUUAGUUAUCAAAAAAAAAUAUUCUGAUAGUUGCUGAUUUCAAAUGUAUUCUUUAUUUUUAUUCCUUAUCAAUAAAUCUGAUCUGGUGAUAUUUAUACAUACAAAACUCUUCAUCUUGGGAAAAUAUAGGCUUUAAAAAGCUGCAUUUGGUAAAUACAUAUUGAGCACCAUAACAGACCCAAGUCUCUAUCAUUUCAAAAUAAGAGUCCCUGGUGUGUUUCCGGCUUGUUUAUAGUCAAAAGUCCUGCGUAAUGCACCAUAUCUGCUUUUGUAAUUGUAUACAUUUUUCUAGAAAUCGAUUUUAAAACACUAUUGGCCGAUUAAUUGGUUAUAUGCCAUUUCCAACAUCUUAGGUAUUGGUAAAAUCAACUAUUGUUCGACCUUUAUCAGGUGGUGUGUUCACUAGGAAUUGGACCCAUGACCCUAGCAUUGGUAGCACAAUGCUUUACCAGUUGAAUUACAUGAAACCGCAUAAGCAUAUAAAUGGACAACUAAAAUGAAUGAUUUCCAUCUUUUAACCAACCACACAAGUUUUACAAGAGGAACAUCACAAUAGGAUAUUCAAGAAUGUUGCAUGCUGGGACUGAUGCCCUGCUUUAGACGCCACCCUGUUUAAAUCGGCGGGAAGACACAAUUUGCUGCUCUAAUGCUUUUUAUUAUAGAAUGAAAAAGCAUGUUAUUUUUUUCUUAUUUGCUACUGGUUUCCUCUUUAGCUGCUUUUAAGAGUUGGACUGAAGGCGUUUCUAUGAAUCGAUGUGAGCUCAUCUUUUAUAGAGCUGAAGAAAUGAAUGUUUGGUUGAUGAAUCGACACUGAUUGUAUGCUUGUACACACUCCGCAUUCCAUAAUGUAUUGUAUGCAUCACAGACUGUGUCAUUAAAUUUUUUUUUUUAGAUUUCUACUCCUAAUUUUUUGACUUAUAGGGAAUGAGGUUUGGGGCGUCACAGAAUACUUGGAACGGAUGUUCACAUUGGACGCAUUCUCAUGUUUCGUCUGCACGGUUUAAUUGUUGGUCUAUGUAACAAUGCCCUAGAAUGUCCUUCAUUGGCGAUGUGUUUUUAAGAUGCUGUCUCAUGUUUAAACUGUGAAUUCGGCAACAAUAUAGGUUGAAAGUUUUACUGCUAAAAUCAGUGUAAUCACUGCCCCCAGUGGCUGAAGCUGGAAGUGUUGUUGAACGCAUGGCUACGCAUGAGCUCCAAUUUCCUAGGUUAAAUGUCCACAGGGUGGCGCCAAAAACAAGUAUUUUUGUUGUAAAUGGUGUAAUACAGUCAACAUGAAUGCAUAUUUUAUUAAGUGCACAUCCUAACCCAAACUCUAACCCUAAACAUAACCGUCAGUGGCAUAAACAUUUAAUUUUACUGCAAAAAUGCAAUCUUCGAGGUGCGCUCACUAUUGUUUAUGUAAACAAUCACUUCCUGGUUCCCACUGGACUAGAACCUGUGAAGUUUACAUUUCUGUUGUGGAUCAAAAUGCACAGUUUUACAUAUGCCAAAUGUCUAGUAACAUAAAAUGUGAUAGUAGUCAUGUAUUCAUUGAAUUAAUGAUAUUGUUCA
This is a messenger RNA of Xyrauchen texanus (razorback sucker), 6726 nucleotides long. Its product is annotated as fibulin-1-like. The record is from RefSeq and is a predicted model, not a curated record. Gene Ontology annotation, cellular component: extracellular region. Bases 161 to 2221 code for a protein of 686 amino acids. Gene Ontology annotation, molecular function: peptidase activator activity; calcium ion binding. The transcript has 17 exons. NCBI's taxonomy places the organism in Eukaryota, Metazoa, Chordata, Actinopteri, Cypriniformes, Catostomidae. Gene Ontology annotation, biological process: extracellular matrix organization.